Molecule: messenger RNA, 1342 nt
Organism: Vitis riparia (riverbank grape)
Lineage: Eukaryota; Viridiplantae; Streptophyta; Magnoliopsida; Vitales; Vitaceae
Product: F-box protein At1g22220
Exons: 1
Coding region: 159-1121 (320 amino acids)
Molecular function (GO): protein binding
Source: RefSeq, a predicted model, not a curated record
UAAAGCAUAAUGGGCCUUGAGUCCAUUCUCAUAUCACACUCUGGGCUUUGAUUCAAUCAAAGCACGGAUUGCUGAUAGAUAGUUGGGAGAUUUUGUGCGCUCAUCUCACCACCCGAUUCACCUCCGCUAGAUCCUAGAGCUAGCUACACCGAUACAAUAUGCAUCAGAUGAGCGAAGACAGCUUCGAUCGAUUACCAGACCCGCUUAUCCUAGUCAUCUUCAACUCAGUUGCAGACAUCAAAACCCUAAUUCGGUGCCGCGCCGUCUCCAAGCGUUUCAACUCGUUGGUUCCUCAGGCAGAGACUCUGGUCUUGAAGGUGGAUCGUGUCAUCUCCACUGACUCAGAUGGUUCCUUUUUCCUCAGCUUCCUUAAAUCCAUCUUCAGAUCGCUGCACCAUAUCAUAUCCCCAAAAUCACUACCAAUCCAACCUCGGCCGCACAACUCCCCGACCCAAAUCCUGCGGGGGUUCGACAGGAUUAGGAACCUGGAGAUUGAGUUACCAGGGGGCGACCUGUGUUUGGAGAAGGGGGCGGUUCUGAAAUGGAAGGCGGAGUUCGGAAAGAGGCUGAAGAGUUGCGUCAUCAUGGGGUACCGCGGGCUGGGAGAGGGGGAAGAGUUGGAUUUUGGGGGAGAUAUGGAUGGAGGGUUGAAGGUGAGAGUGGUGUGGACGAUAAGUGCGCUGAUAGCGGCGUCGGCAAGGCACUACUUGCUGAAGGAGUUGAUAAGGGAGCACAGAGAGCUGGAGAGGUUGGUAUUGAGGGAUAGGGAUGGAGAAGGCACGGUGGUGAUGGAUAGGGAGGCGUUGAGAGAGUGCAGGGAUGGGGAGGGGGAGGAGGAACAGGAGGAAGAGGCGGUUGAACCUGGCGAGAGGGAUAAGAGUAGAACAAAGGUGCCAGCAGUGCAGAUGAGGAUGAGACACGAACCGUUGCUGGAGCUCGAGGGGUGUGGAGUUAGAAUGGGGGGGGCCACCCUGGUGGUAGUGACACCGAUUAAGGAUGGGAGGAAGAUGGGGACGGAGGAGCCUGGGUUAGUUUGUGAUGCGUUUGAAGGGAUGUUCGGAGAAGCCGCUAGGACUCUGCUCAAGACUCGGACUUACCUCCUCGAGAUGAACUCCUUCUAAGUUAACCCCUACCCCCUCCCACCUCCAUAUACCACUCUCCAUUUUUCUUUUCCAUAUUUGGUUUUCUAUUUUUCUUCUUUUUCAUUACUGUAAAAUUGGCCCUGCAUUUCUGCUAUAGGAUUAUACAUUAGACUUGAUGAUUCCGUGGAGUUGUGUAUAUAUGAAAAUUUUUCAAGGUUAAUUGAACGGGGAGUGGUUUUUCAAUUUCAAUUUUCGAUAAA